AUGAGCUCUGGCUCUGCCCAGGAUGUGGUGGUGGAGCAUUUCCUGCGGGACAUUGAGAGGCGGGGUAACCGGCUGCAUUGCGCUGUGAUUGGCCGGGAAGGGCAAAAUCCCCACGGCGACAUGAACUUGCUCUAUCGCAAGAGCCGGCUGGACUGGAGGCACCGAGAUUCGGACAGCAACAAGAAGAGCUCAGGCAGUAAGGACAGCUCAGCCACUGUGGGAAAGGUGCGGGACCUGGCGUCCUUCCGGCGACACUUCCGAAUGGGUUUCAUGACCAUGCCCGCCUCGCAGGACCUUUCCCCGCGGCCGUGCUCUUCCGCCAUGGCGCCCCGCUCGCAGUCCUGCCACUCGGUGGGCGCUAGCAGCGACAGCCUGGAGAACGGAGACCACUCCAGCCCCCAGCCGCCGGCCCACUGCUCUAGCCGUCACCCGCCAGCCAAGCCGAAACGUCACCCCAGCACCCGGCUCACCGCAGGUGAUCACCGCGGAUCCAACCUGCCGCCCCCGGAGGCCCCGCCUCCUCCCCCUCCCACACAGCUGCCUGCCAAGCACUCGGACAAGAGGAACGCCAUGAAAAAGUCUGACUCGGGGGACGUGUCUGGAAGGAAGGUUCCCCCCAUCAAGCCGAAGCGGAGCCCCAACACGCAGCUCUCCUUCGAGCACCUACCGCCCCGGGGGGCCCCUCCCGCCACCCCUAUGCCCCGCCCUUCCCAGGAAACGGGAGGACACGAGGAGGACGGCGACGAAGAGCCAGUGUACAUCGAGAUGGUGGGGCGUGCCUUUUCCCGUCGGGACAGCCAAAAUGCGACCCCACAUCCGCCGAUGGCCACGGGCACUCCUGACUCGGACUCGGACCAGAGCGAGGCCAUCUAUGAGGAGAUGAAGUACCCACUCCCCGAGGAGUCUGAGCACCGCCACCGCCUUCCCCUAAAGCACGACCGGCACGGGCCUUCCAAACACUCCAAGACUGCACACUCAUCUGCCUCUCACCUGUCCUCAUCCUCCCUUCCUCAUCAGUCAUCUUCUUCUUCCUCCAAGCCCAAGGCCGCCGUUUCCAUCGCCAGUUCUUCCCCCCUUCCCUCCUCAUCCUCAUCCACCCCCAUCCCUCAAGCCCUCGCCUCUGGCAGUCAGCCCCCGCGAGCCCCCACGCCCUUCCUCCUCCCUGGGAGCAAAUCCCAAACAGACUCCAGCAACAAGAUCCCGGCACCUUUUCCCAACCUGCUCCAGCACCGCCCCCCCCUGCUGGCCUUCCCCCAGCCAGCGGCCGCCUCCAGUGGGAUAAGCGCCCAGAUGAAAGCAGCCAAACUGGGCACUGUCAGCACGCAGGCCUCCUCCAGCCUGGCUCCCGCCACCAACGCUUCCUCCUCGGCCUCCGCUUCCAGCGGGCAGCAGGACAAGCAGCAGAGUGAGGGGAAGGACCUAUUCGGCCCAGCCCCCGGUCUGCGAGCCCGGAGCCACUCCACCCCGCUCCCCCCGUCCUCUCAGUCAUCCUCCCACUACGGCCACUACCACCACCACCACCCUCACCACCACCCUUCCCACUACCACCACUACCGCAGGGCUGAGAAGGACCUGCCCACCUCCCACAGCAUGAAGCUGGGCCCCCAGGCCACAGCCCAGGCCCAGACCCAAACCCAGGGCGGCAGCGGUGGCAAGGAGGGCAAGAGCGUGGGAUUCCACCUCAAGUCUGAGAAGAGAGAGCGGGACAGGGAGAGGGAGACGGCCACCCCCUCCCAAAGCGCCCCAACGCCCACCCCCGGUGCCAGCACCCCCCACACCAGUGCGAGCUCUGCCCCCUCCCCGGCCCCGGCCUCUCACUCCUCUUCAUCACAGCGGCCUUCCUCCCGCCCCCUCCUUUACCGCUCACACACCCCACACCCCAUGUCCCAUGGCCUCCCUUCCUACCACCCCCCUCCCCCAGACAGCCCCAUGUUGUGGACAUACCCUUCCGUGGGCCUCAAACGGCCCCCAGCCUACGACAGCCUGAGAGGGGGGCAACUGCACUCUCCGCACCCCCAGAUCUCCUCCCUGUCCAGUGGAGGCAACAUCUCCAAGAGUAGCUCGACCACAACCUCAUCCCAGCAGGGGAAAGUGGGGGGCAGGGGGGGGCAGGUAGACACAGGUAGUCUCUCUCGGGAUGGGAGUGGGGGUGGCGCCUCCCUGGACGAGGGCCCCUAUUGGCCCAUGCAGAGGAAGAUGUCAUUCAGCCACGGCAUGAGGGAAACAGAGAAAGAGAGCAACCGCGCAUGGAACGGCAGUACCGACGCCCUCCCCCGGGUGGACAAGGAGGACCGCGGCGGGCUGGGGGGACCGGGCGCGGCGUCCGGCAUCCCCGUGCGGUCAGGAGGCAGCGGCGCUGGGGGGUUCGGCGAGGGGACAGGAGGGGCCGCCUCGAGCGCAGGGCUGAGGGCCCUGGGGCGUUCGGGCCUCCCCUUGCCCUGUCAGACCUUCCCAGCCUGUCACCGUAACGGAGAGCUGGGGAGACUGGGCCGGUCAGCCUCCACCUCGGGGGUGAGGCAAAGCAGCAGUAAUGUACACAGGCAGUGUAGUCUGCCCCGGGAAGCACUAAGUCAGGGCCAAACCCAGUCUCAGGCCCCCUGCACCCCAACACUGUCCCACCAACAGCAACAACUGCAGUUACAUCAACAGCACCUGCAGCAGCAGCAGCUCCAGCAACAGCUCCAUCUCCAGCUGCAGUACCAGCACCUGGCCCAUCUCUCGCAGUGCCACCCUCCCGCCAGCGGGGGCGCCACAUCUCAGGCUCAGGCCCAGACGCAGAGGGACGGGAAGCUGAUGGAGGUGAUCGAGCGAAAGCGGUGCCUGUGUAAGGAGAUCAAGGCUCAUAGGCGUCCCGAGAGGAGCCUGUGCAAGCAGGACAGCAUGCCUAUCCUGCCUAGCUGGAGAAGGACCCCAGAGCCUCGGAAGACGGGCACCCCGCCCUGCCAGAGACAGCAGGCCGUAGUCUGGGACACUGCCAUCUGA
Conger conger (European conger) is the source of this 2982-nucleotide messenger RNA. Its product is annotated as neuronal tyrosine-phosphorylated phosphoinositide-3-kinase adapter 1-like. The transcript has 7 exons. NCBI's taxonomy places the organism in Eukaryota, Metazoa, Chordata, Actinopteri, Anguilliformes, Congridae. Gene Ontology annotation, biological process: neuron projection morphogenesis; phosphatidylinositol 3-kinase/protein kinase B signal transduction. The record is from RefSeq and is a predicted model, not a curated record. The coding region runs from base 1 to 2982 and encodes 993 amino acids.